GAAAACACUAAAACAUAUAGCCUAUUGGAUACACCAAAUCACCGUGGUUUACUCGUAGAAGGCGUAUCCAACGUCAGCUUACAAUACGUGUGUGAUACAUUGUAAACAAAGGAUAUGGGCAAAUGCUGCAAAUGCAACAGCCGACUGCUGUGCAUGUGUCUACUACCUUGCAUGAUGACUGGCCACCUUCUGGUUUACAUUAUGGUGUCUAUAUUUGUCACCAUCUCCUACAGUCCUCCAAAAAUAAUCAUUCACUAUAUUGCCCCUGGAAUUUCUGCAAACUCCUCUGCAAUAGCCCGUCACCCACUUGGCCCUUUCUGGAACCUUCGAUUGGAGGACAGUGCCCUGUGGAACCAGUUGCAGCAUGCUUGGGACCGUCAGCAUAAUCCAAUAUUGCGAGGAAACACAACUGGGGUAGUGAGAAAACCAAAUGCAAAAAUCCUAUCAGAAAUCGAAGAUGAAUGUCUUUCUGACUGUAUAUCACAUUGUUCAGUCCCUCGUAUGCUUGGUAUAGACAGCUUUCCAGAACAAUUGAGGGCAUUUAUCAGGUCAAUGCAUUGCAGGGAGUAUCCCCUCCUUAUUAAUCAGCCUGGUGUGUGUAGGAGGAACAGUAGUAGCUUUAAUCUGGAUUCUCCCAUGCUCAUAAUGGCCAUCAAAUCCCAAGUUGGAAACUUUGAAAACAGGCAGGCCAUCCGUGAAACGUGGGGGCACAGUGGUCUAGUGAAGGGGGAAUCUAAUAAAAAAAGGGGAUUAGUGCGCACCGUGUUUCUGCUUGGAAGGCAGGAUUCUAGUACAGGUCCUCACCCAGAUCUCAAAAACCUCCUGGAGCUUGAGAACCAAAAGUAUGGGGAUAUCCUACAGUGGGACUUCAGAGACACUUUCUUCAACUUGACCCUAAAGGACCUCUUGUUCUGGCACUGGUUCCAGCAAUACUGCCCUACAGCUAUCUUUGUGUUUAAAGGGGAUGAUGAUGUCUUUGUUCGAACAGGUGCCCUCCUGGAUUACCUGCACAAGCAGUGGGAGGAGCAUAUCCUGUGGAGAGCCUAUACAAAUGAAACCGACAUGAAUUUGUUUGUGGGUGAUGUUAUAAAUAAUGCAAUGCCAAAUCGCGAGCCAUCCACUAAAUACUUUAUACCAGGAAAUUUCUUCAAAGGAGUUUACCCACCCUAUGCUGGUGGAGGAGGGGUGGUGUAUUCUGGCUCCCUUGCAUUACGAUUGAAGAAAGUAUCUGAAAGGGUGCGUCUCUUUCCGAUAGAUGAUGUUUAUCUGGGCAUGUGCCUGCACAGGAUGGGGCUCUCCCCAAGCCAUCACCCUGGUUUUUUAACAUUUGAUCUCCCAAAGACAGAGAAGAGCAAUCCCUGUGCUUACAAAUCUGUGCUGCUUGUUCACAGACGAAGUCCUAAUGAGAUGCUGACACUAUGGAAGCGGCUUCAGGAUCUGUCCGGUCAUUGUUAGGGCUCAUUUGCCUGCCAAAUAGAAUCUACUGAGUACAGGAUGUAGUACCCAACACACUUAUGGGGAAAGUGUGCAAAUGUGACUACAUGUUCAUAUCAGGCAGCCAGCACACAGUGUAAGCUACAUGCAAUUAAACUUGUAACCUAGAGUUUUGCAACAGUGAGAGAAAGACAGAUCGACCCUUGAAGGGCAUUUUGCAGGCAUUACACCUCAAAGGUUCUUUUUCUUAGUAUCAAUACAGGUAUGUUUUUGUACCCUUUUACGUCAAGUUUACUACACUUAAAAAAUGCAGUGUGUUGGAAAACCUUUAAAGAGAAUGAUUUUGAUAUAUUUGGAAUAUGUACACUGGUGGACAAGUGUGUUUGUUUUAUUCAUGACUUAAA
Messenger RNA from Cheilinus undulatus (humphead wrasse), 1838 nucleotides. Its product is annotated as N-acetyllactosaminide beta-1,3-N-acetylglucosaminyltransferase 2. Bases 115 to 1455 code for a protein of 446 amino acids. The transcript is spliced from 2 exons. Gene Ontology annotation, molecular function: hexosyltransferase activity. The record is from RefSeq and is a predicted model, not a curated record. NCBI's taxonomy places the organism in Eukaryota, Metazoa, Chordata, Actinopteri, Labriformes, Labridae. Gene Ontology annotation, cellular component: membrane.